This is a messenger RNA of Corticium candelabrum, 993 nucleotides long. RefSeq lists its product as uncharacterized. The coding region runs from base 303 to 863 and encodes 186 amino acids. Lineage: Eukaryota; Metazoa; Porifera; Homoscleromorpha; Homosclerophorida; Plakinidae. The record is from RefSeq and is a predicted model, not a curated record. The transcript has a single exon.
GUGUGUGUGUGUGUGUGUGUGUGUGUGUGUGUGUGUGUGUGUGUGUGUGUGUGUGUGACAAGUCAUUCGAGAAGGCAGUAGAGCACAGAUCCAAGUUACAUAUUUGUUUUGUUGACCUCUCAAAAGCAUUUGACUCUGUACCAAGACAUGCUCUCACCAAAAUUCUCAAAGAUUCUGACACAGAAGAUGAAUUGGUUAGAUUGAUUGUUGACCUGCACGAUGGUACAGGCUGUGUUGUGCGAAAUAGGAGGGAAAUCUCUUCAAGGUUUGAAGUAACCACAGAUGUCCGUCAAGGGUGUGUGAUGUCUCCAGUCUUGUUCAAUCUGUUUAUGGACAGAAUUAUGCGUGAGACUCCGAUCAAGUUUGAGGGUGAUGGCAUUGAGAUUGCUUACAGAACAGAUGGUGGCCUGUUCAGGAAUUAUCGUGUAAAACCUGAUGGGACACAUAAGAUCAAAGCUCCCAUGUAUGCCAAUGAUUUGGCCCUACUAGGUACGUCAAGUAGUGAGUUGCAGCAGAUGGUGAAUGCUUUCCAUGAUACAUGUAUGAGAUGGGGUAUGCGGAUCAACACUGACAAAACUAAAAUCCUGAGUAUUGGUGCUGAAGAAGCAAACACCUCGAUUGCUGGUCGUGCUCUAGAGAAUGUUUCUGAAUUCUGCUAUUUGGGCAGCAUUGUAACUAAGUCAGGGGAUUGUCACUUAGAGGUUGUUGAACGUAUUCAGAAAGCUAGCAGGACAUUCUGUUCUUGGAAACGUAGAGUGUUCACAAACCGAGGAUUUAGCAAGAACACAAAACUGAGAGUCUUUAGGUCACUAGUGAUGCCAGUUUACUAUAUGGUUCUGAGACUUGGGCAAUCACUCAAGUAGAUACUCGAAGACUGAACACUUUUCAUAUGCACUGUAUUAGAUCUAUCUUGGGUGUAUCAAGACUUAACAAGAUAAGAAAUUCCUUCAAUUCGAGAUCUGCCAAGGAAGAACCAAUUAAACGUCAAAUUCA